AUGGCCAGAAACAAAAACACCCCGCAGGUCAAGCGACAUCAAUGGACUGCUCAGCCUUAUCAAGAGCAUGCAAGCCAGCCUGCAGCCCUGCUAGUCCACAAAAAUACAGCCCGGACCCGGGUACAAUACAAGCCACCUUCGCAAUCCAGGUCUAUACGGCCGUCCCUGUCUUCUCCCACGCAUGAGGACGACGAGCAAUGGGAGGAGGAAGUCUGGCCGGACUGGAAGGAUCUUGUGGUUCGCAAGUGCCGAAAUGUCUACCGCGCCCGUCGAGAACUAGCCUCCCUUCGCAUUCGAAAGAAUGCUGUUAUUCAGCCAUCCUCCGACAAGGGGGCUGUAGUCCUAACGUCGAGAGCUGUCCCUACCCUGGAGCCAGAACUCCGGUAUAUCGUAUACGUGACAUUCGCUCCCAACAGCAAAGAUCCCUUGAUGUUGCCGACGAUGGGGCGCGCUACCGCCGCGAUCCUGGAUCACAUCCCUGCAGGAGAGACAGUAGGCUCUGAAUUUUGUUCGGCGCCCAACCGAUCAUUGAGUGCAGUUCUCUCGUUCUAUCGAGAGUUGAUGAAUUCGCGACCCAUUCGCGACCCGAGGUAG
Molecule: messenger RNA, 594 nt
Organism: Aspergillus homomorphus CBS 101889
Lineage: Eukaryota; Fungi; Ascomycota; Eurotiomycetes; Eurotiales; Aspergillaceae
Exons: 2
Coding region: 1-594 (197 amino acids)
Source: RefSeq, a predicted model, not a curated record